Molecule: messenger RNA, 1644 nt
Organism: Histoplasma mississippiense
Lineage: Eukaryota; Fungi; Ascomycota; Eurotiomycetes; Onygenales; Ajellomycetaceae
Exons: 1
Coding region: 1-1644 (547 amino acids)
Source: RefSeq, a predicted model, not a curated record
AUGCCUGGAAGACUUAUCCCAAAUUUCGUGUGGGCGUCGGCCGGCCUCUCACCGCCCGCUUUCUCCUCCCUACUUCAUGAGCACAACGAUCGAGAUACCAUUGGGUCCGCCCUUUCGUCCUAUUCCCGAAGUAGCACAACCUCCCUAAACAACCAUUCUAGACCACAAUCCCCCGUGCCAGACGCUUCUGAACGACGCCUUUCUUUCUCAAUGGAUCAUUUGAUCCAUCCUAACCGCAACCGAGAACAUAAGGAGAAGCGGCGUAGCUUAAUCCAUUUGCGCCCCUUAGAUAAAUCAUCAGGUAGCCACCUGCCCGCUACCAGCUUGGAUAUCACCAUCGAAUCCCCGCCAUUGGUUCUAUAUGGUCCCCCCAGUCGCUCUACCGGCGCAUUGAUGUCAGGCCGUAUCCUGCUCUCGGUAUCGGAUGGAACUGGCCAAGUCACGCUCAAAGCAUUACGAAUGUGCUUGACCCGCAAAGUCUCUACGAAAAAACCCAUAUCGAGGGAUUGCCCGGCUUGCAAAGCUCAAAUCGAUGAACUAACCAGCUGGGAAUUCCUGAGAGAGCCUGCCCACCUCAAAAGCGGAAUUCAUGAUUAUCCGUUUAGCUACUUGUUUGCUGGCAAUUUGCAACCAACGGUCCAAGGAUCACUGGGCUCGGUGGCUUAUAACUUGUCCGCGUUAGCCGUGACUGCAACGGGACAGGAACUCCGUCUCAACAAGCCCAUCAAAAUCAAACGAGCAAUUAUGCCUGGACCCGACAGAUCUUCGAUGCGCAUUUUCCCCCCCACCAACCUUAUAGGACAGGCUAUAAUACCAUCAGUAAUUUACCCAACUGGAAACUUUCCCAUCCAGUUCACCCUUCGUGGCGUUGUGGAAAAAAAGGAUGAGGGCCACAUUAGAUGGCGCUUAAGGAAGACAAUGUGGCGGAUCGAAGAGCAUCAGUGCAUCAUAUCCCAUGGUUGUCCCAAACACUCCCACAAAGUGGUCGAGGGCAAAGGCAUUUUGCACCAAACGACACGUAUAAUCGGCCACGGUGAAGAGCGAUCCGGGUGGAAGAGUGAUUUUGAGACUACUGGCGGGGAGAUAAAAAUGGAGUUCGAAGCCAACAUAAGACCAGGGGCAGACCCGCUGUGUAACGUCUCCCCAACCUCUGAUGGAGGUUUGGAGGUCAGACAUGAUAUUGUCAUAGAACAAAUCGUCUCAGAAGAAUUUUGCCCAGAUAGCCACUCUAGGCUACCCGCACCAACGGGGGCAGCGCGAGUUCUGCGUAUGGUGUUUUCGCUUCAUGUCACGGAACGCGGUGGCCUGGGAAUCAGUUGGGAUGAGGAAAUGCCACCGGUGUAUGAUGAUGUGCCUGCCAGCCCCCCCGGGUAUGUCAUGCCAGACAGAGUCGCCUGUACCGUGGAAAAUUACACAGGCUCACCUCUUCCGUUACCGGAUUAUGAGGAGCUUGAGCAAUUGAAUGUUUUUGACGACUCCGUCUACUAUCGAGGGAAUCCUGGUAACGCCUCCUCUCAGCAAGCCUCGCAGCGGGAACGGGUACAACGUCUUACGGCAGAAGAUCUGGAAACAGACCAGCAAGUGAUGAACGAGCCUAGCCAAGACGAGUCAGUCCCUGAUAUUGCUGAGGGCCUGCUUCGGUAA